AUGGCCCAAACCCUGAUCGAUACGUCUUUCGUCUUCAUCAAUCGCGAUGCUAUUACGUCCGACUGGAAGUUUACCAAGACUGGAAAGUUUCUAUUACAUAUUUCCGCUCUUCCUCUCGCAGAGCAUGCCAGAUUUAAAGUGUGGGUGAAAGCCUAUGGAGAAAUGCCGUUCCUCUACGGAAGUCAUAUUGUGAAAGCACAUGUGGGAAGAUGGUCGGAGGAUUGCCCGGAGCACCAAGGCAUGGUUGUCUACAGUAUGAAUGAUACACGAUUAGGCUUUGGAGUUACGGCGAGAAGCACACAAGAGGCGAGACGGUUAGAUCCUACAGGUAUUACAUGUUUCAGGCAGGAGGAUUGUGGAGUGUACUUGAGAGACGAAGAUACCCUGUUUGCCACAAGCUGAGAUGUUGUUCGCGAUGGUAUGAAUCAAAUCGAUGGCAUUGCUUGGAGUUAUGGCGCUGGAUAGCUUUUGGGCGUCUGCUGGGUUGGUCUCUGGAACUCUACGGUGUUCUGAUAUCAAAAUCGGGUUUCUGCAGAUUCUAGCUACCUAGGUAUACUGCUGCUUCCAAGGGAUACCUGGCAUGUCGGCACUUUCAAUCAUGAAAUCAAUUAUAUCCAG
Molecule: messenger RNA, 618 nt
Organism: Mollisia scopiformis
Lineage: Eukaryota; Fungi; Ascomycota; Leotiomycetes; Helotiales; Mollisiaceae
Product: PUA-like protein
Exons: 2
Coding region: 1-402 (133 amino acids)
Molecular function (GO): RNA binding
Source: RefSeq, a predicted model, not a curated record